Molecule: messenger RNA, 903 nt
Organism: Tachysurus fulvidraco (yellow catfish)
Lineage: Eukaryota; Metazoa; Chordata; Actinopteri; Siluriformes; Bagridae
Gene: nudt2
Product: nudix (nucleoside diphosphate linked moiety X)-type motif 2
Exons: 3
Coding region: 211-657 (148 amino acids)
Biological process (GO): ATP biosynthetic process; AMP biosynthetic process
Molecular function (GO): bis(5'-nucleosyl)-tetraphosphatase (asymmetrical) activity
Source: RefSeq, a predicted model, not a curated record
UGAUUCCACCUGUCUAAUCAGUAGUCCUUGGCUUUCAGUAGACUACAUCCACACUGGCCCCUGACUCAGACACAUUGUACCUGAACAACCUGUACCUGACUUUCCCUUUGAUAGUACUUGGAAACCAGGCAGCUUCAAAAACAAAAAUCAAUCAAUUUCAUCUGCGAUAAUGGAAACUAAACGUCCAGCAACGAAUACUAGUUAAAGAUCAUGACACUCCGAGCUUGCGGCUUUAUAAUAUUUCGCCGCCUGGCACGACGUCCUUCCCCAGACAGCAUCGAGUAUCUUCUCCUGCAAACCUCAUAUGGAGAACACCACUGGACUCCACCCAAAGGUCACGUUGAUCCUGGAGAGGACGACCUGACCACAGCAUGGAGAGAGACACGGGAGGAGGCGGGUUUGGGUGAAGAGCAUCUGCGUGUGGUUGAUGGCUUUCUGCAGAGAUUGCAUUAUCAAGUGCGGGGUAAGGAGAAGGAGGUCCUCUAUUGGCUGGCUGAGCUUCGUGACCCCAGCGUUAAAGUCAAACUCUCGGACGAACACCGGGACUACCGCUGGGCCGAGCUGGAGGAGGCGUGUAGGCUUGCGAAUUAUACGGAUCUACAAGACACUCUUAAAAACGUCCAGCGCUUUUUAGAGAAGGCAGGAAAGAAACACUGAUUCCACUUUGUUGCACCGAUGAGAUGAAUCAUUCAUAUAAACUGUAUACAUUGAAUAUCCUAUUCAAGACUGUUUUUAAUUUGCCUUUACAAUGAUUCGUAUAAAUCAUGCACCUUAUAUGUGCUAUAACUCUUAAUAAUGCUGUUCUUUAUGUAAUUUCAUCAACACUCAAAAGAUACUGCAGAAACCAAAUAAAAGUAAUUCGCCGUUGUUCCCUCGUGCAGAAAUAAAGGCGUCUUAACGCUA